AUGGCUGCCAACGGGUUGGCCGCUGACGGCUCCUCGGCGGCCACCGACGCCGACGCUUCCGCCGCCAACAACAACCACGACACCAACAGCACCCCCGACGCAUCCCGCCAGCACAGCACCCUGCCGCCGCACUACAACUCCUUCCCGCGCUACCACCACACCAUUCACCAACCCGGCCCUCCGCCCCAUGCCAGCAGCAGCAGUAACAGCAGCAGCGGCAAGCAGAUCCCGGCGGCGACAGCUCGGGUCCUCGGCCCGGACCUGCUGCGCGGGCUGCUCAUGGCCUUCAUGGCCAUGGACCAUCUCGGCAUCGCGCUCCGUCCCUGGCCGCACGGCCUCGGCAACGGUCCGGAGCGGGACGGCGAGCCCGUCACGCGCUGGAACCGCCCCGCGGCGUACAUUGUGCGGUCGCUGACGCACCUCUGCGCGCCGGGCUUUGCGCUGCUGCUCGGCAUGGGCGUCGCGUAUCUGGGGCGCGCCCGCCGUCACGGCAAAGGCUGGAGCGCACGCCGGCUUCUGCGGUACUUUGCGCUGCGCAUGGCGGUGCUGACGCUCGUCAUGAUUGCGCAGAGCCUAGCCAUGACGGCCGGCCAGGUCUGGUUUCUCAACAUUGUGCUGUUUGCGCUGGCCGUCGACUACUUUCUCGCCGGCGCCGUCUGGCUCGCGCUCGACGAGACGGAGCGCAGGCUGACGGAUCUCCUGACGAGGAAAAUGCUGCUGCGGCGGCAACAACACGAAGAGCAGGACGCGGCGGCGGCGGUAGCGGCGGAUAACGAGGCUGACGCCGAGCAGCAGCCGCUGCUGCUGUUAGCCGCACGGCAGCAGGGGGGCCCGCAGGUGAGCACCGCAGAGACCAAGGCGGCGCGGAUAUCCUGGCACGUGCAUAAUACGCUUCUCCUGUUGCUCAGCGUCGUGACCAUUUUCUGGAACAUUUGGCUGUCUAGAGAUCAAGGCCAGUGCGCCGUCCCCGGGGCUUCAGACACGGCCCACGUCGUCGUCGUCGGCGCCCCCGGGGGCUGGCCCGAGUCCGAGCCCGACAGGUACUGGUGGCUGCAUCUCUGGUUCUGGGAGACGAGCGCGCCGGGCGUCCUGUCGGCCUUUCCGCCGCUCGCGUGGCUCUCCUUUGCCCUCGUCGGCGUCCUCUACGGCCGCGCCAUGACGAUCCGCGACAACAACCACCCGCAACGCUCGACGCCCCGCCGCCUGCUCGGCCAUUUGCUCGCCGGCCUCGUCUUUGCCGUCAUCUUUGUGCUCACCCGUCUUUUGCACAUUGGUAAUCUCUCGGAGCACUGCCUGCAGACGCCCGAGAACCGGGCGCACCCGUCGCGGAACCAGUACCUCGCGUCGCCCGCCGCCUUCUUCUACACGGUCAAGUACCCGCCCGACGUGGCCUUUUGGGCGCUCACGCUCGCCGCCAAUUUCUUCCUUCUCGCGGGCCUGGGCCGCAUCCCGGCCGCCUUUGCCAAGCGGUGGCUCGUCGUCUUGCUCGACUUUGGCACCGCGUCGCUCUUCUUUUACGUGGUCCACAUGCCCGUCGUGUUUCUCACGGGAUGGGCCAUGUGCGCCGUCUUUGGCCACGAGACGGACCAGGAGGAGGGACCGCCGGGGGUUUUCGUCUCGGUCAAGUCGAUUGAUAACGUGUUUGGGGUUUUCGCCGUGUGGACGCUCUGUAUGCUCAUUAUGUGGCCGCUAUGUCGGUGGUAUGGGCGGUUCAAGUUUGGGAAGCCAGCGAAUUCAUUGUGGCGCAUGUUCUAA
This is a messenger RNA of Beauveria bassiana ARSEF 2860, 1755 nucleotides long. RefSeq lists its product as uncharacterized. The record is from RefSeq and is a predicted model, not a curated record. NCBI's taxonomy places the organism in Eukaryota, Fungi, Ascomycota, Sordariomycetes, Hypocreales, Cordycipitaceae. The coding region runs from base 1 to 1755 and encodes 584 amino acids. The transcript has a single exon.